Molecule: messenger RNA, 1612 nt
Organism: Sorghum bicolor (sorghum)
Lineage: Eukaryota; Viridiplantae; Streptophyta; Magnoliopsida; Poales; Poaceae
Product: outer envelope pore protein 37, chloroplastic
Exons: 6
Coding region: 93-1202 (369 amino acids)
Biological process (GO): monoatomic cation transport
Cellular component (GO): chloroplast outer membrane
Molecular function (GO): monoatomic ion channel activity
Source: RefSeq, a predicted model, not a curated record
UCCCACGCAGGUAUUUUUCCCACUUCCCUUCCCUCGUCCUCCAUUUGAUUCUUCCGACUCCGCCGCUUCGCCUCGCUUCCUCCGCCGCCACCAUGGCGUCCGCCGCCGCCACGACCACCUCCGCAGCUGCCCAGAACCCCAAUCCCCUUAAUCUCAACAUCAAGCUUCCCCCAUGGCUCAGCGAGCUGCGCUCCCCCUUCACCUUCCUCUCCCCGCCCCCGCCGCCACCGCCUCCUCCUCCCCCGCUGCCACCUCCGGAGCCUGUGGUCCCACGGUCGCGGAGGCUGCCGAGCCUGCGCGUGACCACGGAGUACGAUAGCGAGGAGGGCGUGUUCGUGAACAAGGUGUCGUGCAAGCUCGCGGGGGACCUCGCCAAGCUGCGGCUCUCCUUCCAGAGCGACCCGCAGGGGCAGUGGCAAGGGGACGGGGAGGAAGGGGACCCGCUUCAGCAGCUCUUCGCCGCGCCGUUGGUGGGGCUCAUCACCAAGCACUUCUCCGUGUUCUACGACGUCGAGGCACGCAACGCGCUGCUCCGCGGAGACUGCUCGCUUCCCGGAGGCGCCGUCCAGCUCCGUGCCUCGCACGAUGUCAAGGCACAACAAGGAGAAGUUUCGGUGAUCACUAGUUUGGGUGAUCCGUUAUAUAAACUGGAGUUAUCAUCUUUGGUGCCUUACAGUGGUUUGCCAAGGGCAACGUUCCACUUUCCUAUUGGUCAAGUUUCAGUAGAAGAGAGGAGAAAUGAAGAUGAUGAGAAGGUGCUGUCUGUAUAUGGGAUUGGAAAAUCUGAUUUCUUGGACGGUGUUCUUACUGCUCAGUACGAUGAAAAUGAUCUUAAUCUAAGAUAUUGUUAUAAGGACAAAGAAUUAACUUUAGUUCCAAGUGUCUCAUUGCCUUCUAAUGCAGUAUCCAUAGGCUUCAAAAGGCGUAUUGGUCCUUCUGAUAAGUUGAGCUAUCAUUACAGCUUCGACACUGAUGACUGGAAUGCUGUUUAUAAGCAUACAGUGGGUAAAAAUUUCAAAGUGAAAGCUGGUUAUGAUUCUGAGGUGCGAGUUGGAUGGGCUUCUCUUUGGGUUGGAGAAGAAGGGGGCAAAGCGAAGACUGCGCCAAUGAAAACAAAACUUCAGCUUAUGCUUCAAGUACCCCAGGAUAAUCUCAGAAAUCCUGUCUUCCUCUUCAAUGUGAAGAAACGAUGGGAUCUGUAACCUGAUGUAAGUUAUCCAUUUAUGUGGAGACUCCAAAGGCUUGGGCGAAGUUGCAGUCUGCGUAGGUCAACAACGAACACAAUUCAUGAGCUCUUCCUAUUUAUCAUGUACUUUCAACUAUUGUACAUAGUAUGCAGCUCCAGAAGCAAUCCAAAAUUUAUGUGAAGCCUACUGAAGAUCAGGGUUAACCCAAGUUCGCUGCUUGUGUACUAUCUUUUCAUGUGGGAACAUAGAGGCUUGCCCUUAGGGCGAUUGUACUUAUUCUUUAAUGGCUUAAUGGGUAGAGCUUAGAGUACGGGGCUCCUUUCAGAUUUUAGACUAGGGAUUUGGGAUUUAUGUAAGAGACACCGGGUGAUUAUUGAUUUAUUCAUAUAUCCAACAAAUAUCACAUGAUCGUACAUUAAACAUAA